CCACUUAAUCCUUCAAGCAAACAUAAUUUUGACGUAAAUUGGGGAUACAAUUUUUAGAAACUUGUACUGUUUCGUUUGUCGUCGUUUCUCAGCCUCACGCACACAGAACAAGUAAGAGAGAUGAUGAAUAGACUUACAGACGACCUCGUGACCGACAUUCUCUCGAGGCUGGUCAUCAAAACCCUCAUGCGAUGCAGGUGCGUAUGCAAACUCUGGCGCAAUUUAGCACGCGACCCUCGAUUCAUUCACUCCCACCUCAACAAUCGAUCCUCCCAGCGAAGCCCUAGUUUCAUUCUCAGCACUACCAUCUGGUUCGAUUCCGCCUUCCGCAGCCAAAUAUACUUUCUAGAACACGACGAAACCCUGGGUUACAGUUGUGAAGAGGUCAGUUUUUCAGUACCCGAUCUCAAAGAGUUCCGAUUAAUCAGUUCAUGUAAUGGUCUCUUCUGUUUAGUUCAUCGCAUGUGCAGAAAUAUAAUUUAUGUAUGCAAUCCUUUCACUAGAUGUUGCACUAAACUUCCUAAUCGGAUUAACCCAUCACAGAAUAUUCUGGGAACGAUAAUGGGUUUUGGAUUUAACCCAAAAAGAAACGAAUAUAAGGUAGUAGAGGUUGUUCAUUGCUCUGGAUCUGCCAUGGCUUCUGAAUUUCAUUCUCGGGUUUAUGUACACACUUUAGGUGAUGGGUCUUGGAGAGGUAAAGGGUAUGUUCCUUGUUUAAUCCCUCGGGAACCUGCUUCUUCGGAAGCAUUUGUGUGUGGAGCUCUUCAUUGGCUAUGUUUAUCCCCUGCCAAGCAAAUUGCUUUUUUUGAUAUUACAAAUGAAGCAUUUGGAUUCAUACCGUUUCCUGAAAUUGCAGUAGGUGGUGGUGGAGGUAGUUUAUCAUUGGCAUUAAUGGAUGGAUGUCUUUCUAUCACGGGCUCUGCAUUUCAUGACCAUAUUGAUUUGUGGAUUAUGAAGGAUUAUGGUGUUAAGGAGUCUUGGGUUAAAUCUUUCUCCAUAUGUUUUAAUCAGGUUAUGUGGAACAAUUUUCAAACUCCGUGCAUUCAGGGAAAUGGAGAACUUUUGAUGCUGUAUAAGAAUCAAGCUUUGUUUUCUUAUAGUCCCCGGACUAUGACAUUGAGGAAGCUUAGAAUUGCAGGGCUUCCAUCUUGGUUUGAAAUGGUUAACCAUGUAGGGAGCCUUGUUUCUGUUUCGGGCCGUUAAAGAAACAAAAGAGAAUAUUGAGAGCUCGAGGUGAAUGGAGCUGGAAUGUUGAAUGAAGAUGCAAGGAAAUUGAGGCCAAUCACAAGGAUUAUUGUUGUGUUCUCCUUGAAGAAGACGUGUGGUUGGAGUGUCGCAUAGUUUAUGAUCUUUUGAGUUAGGGGUGAAGUAGCCAAGGUUUAUAGGGUUGCUUCGGGUUCAUUUCCCAUCAACUGCUGUAGUGCGGCAUCAGAGACCUGAGUUUGUAAACCUUUCUUUGAACUUAUUCGUGCUUUUGUUUUCUAAUCUUACCUUACUGAAAGUAGAAAAUAUGGUAUUUCUAUUUGAUAUAUAUAUAUAUAUAUAUAUAUAGGUGUGUGUUUCUGUGUGUGUGUUAGAAUCAAACUGAAGGCAGUAGUAAUAGCUGUGCUUUGUAGUUCUUACUGCAGGUAGGUGGUCCAUUACAAAGUUUUACUCGUAUGAAUUAUUGUUUAGCCUAAGCACACUCGAUUGUCAUUUAUCUAUAAUUAGCAUCCAAGUAUAAACUUAUUUGGCUCUUUAUGAAUUGUUUCAGUUUAUGCUUCCAGGUUGGAAACAUGAACUUGAAACAAAUUCAAUUUCGCAUUAUUAUGAAUGUUGGAUGCCAAUUACCAGGGGCCGAAAAGAAAGAAGAUGAAUUUGUAGGGUAAUUGUUAAUUGCUUGUUUCAAAGCACUCUAACUAAUCUUUUCGUUCUUUUUGCUGGACUACAAAACACUAAUUAUCCAGCUGACUUGUAAUUUUAGUCGGCUUUUUUCAUUUACUUGAAAUUAGUGGAAUAAGACACAACAAAAUAAUUCACUUCUAUUUUUCCAAAUAUAGCUCAUUUCUCCAUUGUUUUAAUUUAAUACACUCAUUGAUUUAUGAAAUACUCUUUAUUUACAAAUAUCCUUCUUAUUACAUCUACUUUAUGAAUCUCUAUUUUUAAAAACAAAUUAAACUAUAAUUUAUUUUCAUUCUAUUAGUUCGAAUCCAUUAGCAUUCCUUUCUAUUCUCAUAGAACCACGGAUGUCGAGCUAUUUUUCUGCUGGACCUCCCCUACAGUAUCGUGACCGCAGUAGACAAAUUCAUCUUCUUUCUUUUUGGCCCCUGGUAAUUGGCAUGCUUCAUUGUUUAUUUUGCCUUUUUCAAAUCACUCUUCACUAAUCUUUUAUUUCCUUUUGCUGGAAUACAAAACACUAAAUUAUCCAUCCGACUUGUAAUUUUAGUUGGCUUUCCCUAUUACUUGAACAGUGGAAUAAGACACCACAAAUAAUUUUUUUACUUCUGUUUUUCCAUCUUUGGCAAAUUGAAAUUUGUAAACGUUUACUGGAAUACUUGGUCAUUUUUUCUUUUGUCUAGUUGAUUGCAAGUGAGGCAGGAAAUAGUUCUUGAAUAGUUUCAGAUUUAAAUGCCCAACUGUACUAAAUUUUGGUCGUGAAUUUUGAACUUGUUGAUCAUUUGGUCCCAAACUACUGUAGGUUGUUAGCUGUACUUCAUUACACCACUAGAGGAAUGGACUUACAGUGCUCUUCUUCCUAGAUUAUGUUCUCUGUCCAUAAUUUUCCUUUACUGCUUGGGAAGUUAUCAUGAACUAAUAAGAGAAUGUAACAGUUUGAACGAAAGAUGCUAAUAUUAUACUCAACUUUUAUUGUUCCUUCUGUUGCGGAUUAUUUAGCUUUAAGAAAGUUCUGGCUUGUCUCUGAACAUCUGCAAUUCACGUUAUUCUGCAUUUUUGGACCAAGUUGAUGGCAAUGAGCUUUGGAAGAUCAAGUAAAUUUCAUCAUCAGAAUAUUACAGACGCACCGAUCUUGGCCUUCCACAUUUUUUGAUUGGAUUGUUACAGGGGGAAGACGUUGCAGUAUUAAGUGUUAUUCUCCAACUUGUACCAGUGAAAACACAUUAAGGCAGCAUUGAGCUCAAUGCUUCUGAAUAAGUACAGUAUAGUUGAAGAAUUUUAGUUGUGGCAGAAAAUCUGUGCAUAUAAGCCUCCUCACCAGAUGGUAGAGUACGAAAACAGUUCGAUUGAAGGAACACUACAUUGCUGAAUGUUAUCUCAUAGUAAUUUAACAUACAUAUUGGGCGGGCCAGCUGAGGUUGGUUGGACUGAAGUAUAUUAUGGUUCCCAUAUCUGAGGAGCUAGAGGUGGUUGUGAAGUAGCUGAAGAAUCAGAGCUUAUGUUAGGUGAUGGAGCACAUCCUUCUUGACGUGUUGGUUUGUUUAGAGUAUGCCCAGGUGUGUAUUUCUACAUAUAUAUAUCUACACACACACACACACACAGUAGUGUUGUCUUGCACCACGGGGAGCAAGAAAAUUCAUCCACACUUUCUAAAUUUUAAUUUUCUCUUUACUUUUAUUGUUAUUUUAUUAGCCCCACACAAAUUAGGGUUUUCGAGUUUCCAACAACUAAACCCUAUACACACGAAUUCAAUAGAGAUAGAUAGGAUGGAUAAAGUUGAAGAUGACAACAUUGUCAUCCACAUACUCACAAGACUGCCAGUCAGGUCCCUCAUGCGAUGCAGUUGUGUAUGCAAACGCUGGCACAACUUAGCACGUGACCGUCAAUUCAUUCAGUGUCAUCUCAAUCGAUCAGCCCAAGAAAAUUCUAGUCUCAUUCUCCAGGGUACCUGUGGGAAUAAUCUACCUCAAUGAACACAACCAAGCACAUGAUUACACUUGUACAAAGACUCCACGACCUGAUCAACCCGAAAUUCGAAGCAUGGAAUACUCGCAUUGAAGUUGGAUUUUACUCUGAAAGUAACGAAUGCAAGGUAGUUGUGAUGUGUACAUGCGAUAACUAUACGCAGCCGGAGGUUUUUGUGCACACUGUGGGUACAGAUGGGUGUUGGAGAGGUAUGGGGUAUGUCCCUUGUGUAAUUAAAUCGCAAUUGUGUAAUACAUAUUGUUCGUAUAUGGUAGUAUUCGUGUAUUGAUCUCUUCACUGGAUUUGUUCAUCCCCUCUAAACCAUAUUGUCAGCUCCAAUAUUGCAAAUAAAGUAUUUGAAGUCAUACCACCCCCUGAAGAAAUUCUCACUGCAGGUGGUUGUGUAUAUAGUUUCUUCUUGGCCUAGUUAAAAGGAUGCAUUUCCGACAUAGACCACUCCUUUUUUGACCGGGUCGUGUUAUGGAUCAUGAAGGAUUAUGGGGUUAAGGAGUCUUGGACUAAUUUUUCUUCCAGUAAAUUUUAUGCAGAUCGGCCGGAUAAUGGGCAAUUUUGAUAAGACUUAUCUGAGGCUUGAUUCAAGAAUCAGCAAGGUUAAGGUUCUAUGACAUCAGAAAAAGGGCGAACUUUUGAUGUUAGAUAAUCAUACGCUUUUGCAGUCUUAUAAUCCACAAACCAUGGCAUUGAGGAAACUUAGCAUUGAAACCGGGCUUCCAUCUUGGUCUGAAGCACUCACUCAUGUGGGGAGUCUUGUUUCAUUUUCAGGCUGUUCUAAGGACAUGAAGUAUAUUAGCGGUGCGUUAUACUCCCUCCGUCCCAUAAAAAGUGUUACUCUUAGAAAAUCGUGACUCACAAAUUGAACUGUCAUUGUUUCCGAAACACGACACUUUUUUUGGGACGGAGCUAGUAGUUGUUACGGUAGGUAAGCUAUUUGUUUCAAAUUUCUACUGAUCAUAUCCUAUAAUAUGUUGGUAUUGUAACUAUUGUUUAACCUGAGCACAAUUGGUUGACAUUGAUCUACAGUUUUACUUGAUUUAUGUAUGUGCUUUGAUUCUAGUUCAAUGUUUUUUUACUGAUA
This is a messenger RNA of Cornus florida, 4936 nucleotides long. Its product is annotated as F-box protein At3g07870-like. NCBI's taxonomy places the organism in Eukaryota, Viridiplantae, Streptophyta, Magnoliopsida, Cornales, Cornaceae. The record is from RefSeq and is a predicted model, not a curated record. Bases 121 to 1203 code for a protein of 360 amino acids. Gene Ontology annotation, molecular function: protein binding. The transcript has 2 exons.